Molecule: messenger RNA, 10110 nt
Organism: Dermacentor andersoni
Lineage: Eukaryota; Metazoa; Arthropoda; Arachnida; Ixodida; Ixodidae
Biological process (GO): regulation of transcription by RNA polymerase II
Cellular component (GO): nucleus
Molecular function (GO): protein binding; DNA-binding transcription factor activity, RNA polymerase II-specific
Source: RefSeq, a predicted model, not a curated record
GGCCGCUUGGCAUUCGGCGUUCCAAAGCUUUUUGUUUUGGAGACGUCGUUUAUUGUGCUUGCGUUCGCUAAUAUCCGCAUUUUGAGGCGUCUGGUUGAGUGGACUUAAGUUGAUAUAUCUUAAACUUGGUGAAUAAAACGUGAUCUCAUGCGUCCUGUACGGUUUCUUGUAACCAUGGCAACAUCAUCAGUUUCCUGCUGCUUGGCUUCCUUUACUGUCAAGUGGCAUCAGUAAACUUCCUCGGUGGGAUCAGUUGGGCGAUUUCGUUGUGUAUUUCGCAAAUUCGCUUUACCCUGUAUCAGCUGUCUCUUUUUGUUGUUGUAUUUCGUUUAAGUUUUUUACUGUGUGGACGUAAUUCACCACGAGUAUUGACCGUGUGCUUCCGUCAGAUGUCGCGCUGCGGUCAAGACUCCAAAAGACUCCUACUCGCCCCUAAGCCUAAUAGUCGUGCGAGCAAGAAGCGUUGGAUACCCCAAUGUACCGCUGUCACCAGCCCCUCCACCCGUUUUAUUUUUGUUUUGUUCUGUCGGUAAGGCUGCAAGCUUCGAUUGUGUUCACUGAUACAUUACUUUCAGCGAUCUGUUUUUAUAGUCGUGCGUCACGCCGCAAAAUGAUGGCUCGCGCUCGGUAGGCAAAUCCGUUAUCACACCGAUGGUGUCGUCAAAACAGUGCCGACGUCGCGAUUCCCACCUCUGCCAGCGCUGUGCGAUAGAGCGCCAGUCAACUUAAGCUUGCGAAACUUGUAUAGUUUUCUUUUAUAUUCGUUUUCAGUCCAUGUUAGUGCGGUACAGUUAUUGCUUAUGAUCUAUUGGUUUCGACUUCCGAGUCUUGUUCAGUAAGCAGAAAGGUCAUUUGGGUUUGUGGCUUUCGUUGCGCUUGCUCAUCACUUCAACCCUCCCGCAUUCCUGGUUCGCUUCGAUGGCAGUCGCUACAAGAAGCGUGCAAGUUCGUUCCAGCGCAAUAUGAGACCGAUGCGUGUGUCACUCCAAAUUGCGGCACUCGGCUUGGGUCGACCCCGCAUCUCACGCCACUGACAGUGAUCGAACAUCGCCCGCAUGACGUGGAACGGUCUAAGUUUCUAGAGCAGGGUCAAAUGGCACCUCGCGCGGGCUUUGCCAGUGGCAGUGUUAUGAACUUUGCUGAAAACGCUCACUGCAGCUACGUAAUGCACAAACUUAGGCAGCAGCAAGAGAGAGGGCGCUUUUGCGACAUUGUGCUGCACGUGGAAGGCCGCCAGUAUCGGGCACACCGCAGCGUGCUGGCUGCCAGCAGCCCUUACUUUGACUCGAUCCUACGAAUGCAGAAGGUGGCAGUGGAGCACCUCAGCAUCUCCUGCCAUAACCAAGCCGCCUUCCAAUCGUUCCUUCGGUACAUGUACUCUGGCUGUGUCAGUGUUCAUCGGGGAAAUGUCGCAGAGCUCCUGCAGCUGUCGAACCACUUCCUCAUCUUCAAGCUCAAGAACUACUGUGCAGAGUACUUGGAGCACAACCUCAAUCUGGCCAACUGCCUCGCCGUCAGGGAGAUGGCAGAAGCCAACAAUGUUCCUACAUUGCUCAAGGCCGUGGCAAGUUUUGUAAGCGAGAAUGUGGAAGAUGUCCUCAGCGACCCAAGGCUACUGCGGCUUGACAAGGAGCGGUUUGUGGCCUUCAUCUCUGAUCGAAGGCUAUGUCUACCACAGGGCGCACCACUGCUGAACGUAGUGACACGCUGGGUCUCGCACGACCUGGAAGAGCGAGAAGGUUGGCUCCGUCUCCUGCUCACAUUUGUUGACUGGGCCACCGUCGACCAGAACACACUUUCUCAGUGUCUAAGCCAUGACCCUGUGUUUAAGCUCAGUCGCCGGUGCCUCCAUUUUCUCCUCGAGACAUUAGACAGUAACAUGGUGGAGGCACCCAAGUGCAGUAGUGCAGACAAGCGGGAACAGCUGCGGCUGGAGUUCUCGCACCCGCCAGAGAGCGACAUGGAGAGUUUUAUGAACCUUGCCGUCUCUGCAGCCAUCGAAGCUCUGUGCGUGGAGAUGUCGGGGGAGGCACGGGGAUCGCCUGGUGCUGUGAGGUCGGCAGCAGAGGACGACGACGACGAGACGCUGUCGUCAGAUGACUGUGGCGAGCUGCUGGACGAAGAUGACGGCAGUGAAAGUGUGCUGGGGAUGGGUGAGGACAUGGUGCAUCUUCACCAACAGCAGGCAGCUGUUGAGGAUGAGAACAGCACAGAAGGUGAGAGUGACGAAAAACAUCACAUACUGCGGAAUCUGUUAGUUGGGAAUGCAGAGUCAGAAGGCGUGAAGACCUCGGAGCCUGAAGCCACUACAGACGACUCGAGCAAUGGACAAACGGGAAAGAUACCAUCCUCCGUUUGGAAAGAAGGUGUCAAGUGUGAGCACUGCAGCUAUGUUAGCUAUGGUGCUGCAAGGCUGGAGCAGCACAUCGCCAAGGCACAUGGCAAAGGUAAAACGUAUGACUGCCCCCUGUGCACGUUUACGUGCAAGUGGAACCGCGAGUACUACACCCACAUGAAGAACCAUUUCAGCAGCGACGGUCAGGGACCCUUCCAGUGCGACUCCUGUUCGUACAAGUGUGAGAGGAUACAGCUGUUGCUCCUGCACCGCAUGAGGCACACAGACGAGCGGCCGUACCAGUGUGGUGCAUGUGACUACCGGUGCCGGCAGAAGACCAACCUCGUGGCCCAUAUGCGCUGUCACACUGGUGAACGUCCGUUUGUGUGCAAAUUGUGUGGGCGUGCCUUUGCAUUGAAGUGCACCUUGGAACAGCACCUGCAGAGCCACCGUAACGACCGGCCUUACCUCUGUGACGUGUGUGGCUUCACUGCCAAGUACCAAUCUCACCUGCUGUCCCACCGUCGGCUGCACACUGGAAAUGUCUUCCGCUGCCAGUUUGCAGGAUGCACAUAUGUUUCUCCAAAACGCAGCCAACUGGAAGCCCACACACGGACCCACACAGCGGUGCGGUCGCAUGUGUGUGCUGUGUGUGGCCGUGCCUUCAUCGAGCGCAGCCACCUGGUUCGGCACGAGAGGAUACACCUCGAUGACAAGCCGUUCAAGUGCCUUGAGUGUGACUACACUAGCUCACGCCGAGACAAGCUUAAAGAGCACCACGAGAAGCAUCACGGUGAAAAUGCCACUGCCAAGGCACCCUACAGACCACGUAAGACAUCUAGUAAUGUGGGGCAGAUGUUAGUCGACUCGGCACAGCUGAACCUCGAUGACCCCUACGUGUCAACAGACUCGCAGCUAGAUUCAAUGGAUCCUGAAAACCGCUAUCUCGUAGUUCAGAUGCAGGCAUCGGGACUCUCACUGUCGCAGGUCCAGGCACUUCAGUCACACUCCAGCCUGGACGACUCGUCUAGUAUGAUGUUUGUGGACCAGCAGAGUUCACUCCUAGAUGCACAGCUGGGGGACCUUGGUGUAGACAAUACUGAGGAAAUCUUGUCGGUAGCUUUGAAUGAACCUCUGAACUCAUCCUCUGAAAUCAGUGCCACCUCCUCAGAACUCGGUAACGUCAAUUCUUUAAUGCGUUCUUUUAAUUUAAUUUAUGAAAACUGAAACGAACUGGUCAUAAGUCAUUGGGUUGUUUCAUGCGAGUGUGCUGCAUGCAGACAUGGCUCUUUUCAUGUCUAGUGCUUGUAAUUAACGUCAGUCUUGGGUAGCAUUCGAGUGAAAGAUGUGUAAUGUGUGUGCAUUCUUUAUCAUGUUUUCAAGGUUCACAGCACCAGUUUGAGAAGUGUGAAUAUAUACUUUCAUUUUACACAUGUACUAGUUACUGUAAAAGGCAGCGACAUUCACUACGACAGCUUUAAUAUAAAGCAGCCUGUUUUUCAUGUGCCAAGGGAUAGUGAGUGGUUAGUGUACACCAGUAUAGCUUGUGGAGCCAGCAACCUUGUAUAGUUUCCGCAGUUAUGCUUGGCACCAUAGGCUUUCCAAGGAUUGCGAGUCGACUACAGUGCUUUAAUAAAUCCAGUGAUGCUAGUCCCAACUCUCACCCCCAUUUUCGCAAAUGCACCUCGACUGCUUCCUCCUCGACUUUGCUGAAGAGGGGGCAGUACUGCAUCUGUAGAUCGUCUAACCCAGAACCCUUCUCUGCACAAUCAGUGUCGCAUCUUCAGCAGCACAUGAUCUGCUUCAGCUGUGACCAUCCUGUAUUGUGGGCCAUGUGUCUAGGAGCAACAAAGCAUCACUUUUAUUGUAUUUAGAGUCGGUGACAUGAGUUGUGAUUGCUUCCUUUAUGUCACUCCACCAGAUAGCAUGGGUGGAUAAUCUGCAAGUAACUGCUCAGAGAAACGUAAUUGAGUUGCAGGUACUGCAAUCGGCGAUGGGUCAAGAAUGCGAAAGAGGCUCCUCCCAAAUGUGCUCGAUGCACCUGCCCAUCACACCUCUGCACUUCAGGACAUUGUGUGCAUGCUGAUACCACUGGAGCAUUGUCCCUACUAUUGCCCCAGUUUAUUUAGUAACAAUGACCUUGCCAGUCAAGUGCCACACAUUAAAUAAGACAGCCAUCACAAAGUGUGGGGUCAAAGAAAGCUAGGAGCACAAAUAAUGUUUGAAAAAAAAUUGGGGGGUGGGGGGUGGGUGGGGGGCUGGGCUGACCUGUGCAAAUUGAUUCUUCAUGUGCCGAUUGGCGUGUCGAUUCCCGUUUCUUGGUUCACGAGAAAUAUCCACACACAACCGGUACAUAACACCAGAGCAUGCCAAAGUGUCACCAUCCAGUGCGCACACAUGUGAUAAGUGUGCAAGUGUUUCAAAAUUUUCAUCUACAUUGCCUGCCAACCUGCAACCGUGCAGCUGGGAUAACUGGCCACGUCCACAUUGUAAUUUCACGGGUUCCGGUGUGGCAGUUCUUGAGCAACACUUUCAAAGCUUGUGCUUGAACUUUAAUCCUGUGCUCUUACAAACCGCUAGAAUAACUCUUGUUCAACUUUGCCGUUAACCAUAACCUCCUUCCUGCAUCUUUACAAUGUUUGCCCAAUCUCUGAAAUGCAUGGCAGCCAUUGUGGCGUUGCACACUCCCUGGCAUUUUGCUUGCAGUUGCUAGAGCAGGACAACAUUCUCGUAACUGCCAACUUUAUGGUGUUACUGCAAAAUGCCCUAUUUUUUGAAAACCCGGUUUAUAGAUUGUUGUAUUGAUAAUAAUUAUUUAAUGUUUAUCUGUGUCAAGUUUGGGGCAAGAUUGAUUUCUCAGUCCCGUUUUUCAGCCGCCAGGAUUAUUUGUACCUACCCACAGCUGCACCACCUGCUCGUUAAACCAGGCAACUCAGUUUUCUGCCCCCAUUACAUGAAUGUCUCGAGAAUAAAGUUCUUAAACAUAUGCAUAUCUGUGGCACAGGUAAUCCUUGCUACGGCUAUACCAGGUUUGGCGUAGUAGUUCUGAAGAAACCUGUAAGGUGGAGAGAAGUAAUGAAUAAAGGAAAAAUUAGGCAUCCACCCAAUCGUAGCAAUUGCUACAAAUUGCUAUGGCAAACUUUUACCUUUGCUUCAAGCUGCUGAUAAAUUUGACUUCGCCCUGCCAUCUGCUAGCCGCCUGGUUAGCCCAGAUGUUAGGGCGGCUGCCCCGGAAAGGCGGUGGUGCCGGGUUCGAGUCUCAUACUAGGAUGAAUUUUUCUUCAACUGCGAGGUUUUUCUUUCGAGCAACUCGUAUGGGUUUAUUUUGUAGCAAUUGCUACGAUUGGGUGGAUGUCUCGUAUUCCCUUUAUUGACUAUACCAGGUUUUUUUUUUUUUUUUUUUUUUUUUAAGGACUAUACAGAAUAUUAGAACUUUCCCCUGACAGCACAAUCAUAAUCAUUGAACUGCAUCAAAGAUGCAGACAUUAUUUGCACUAAAUCGAAAAUUGCAUAAUUCACUAAAAAUGUUGCAAAUCGGUUCUUUUAACCAAUUACUGUACAGCACAUAUUGCAAUUUAUAAACUAUAGUCGGCAAGGCAUACAGAGUUGGAACUAAUUAUGAGGGUGGCACCGGUUUUGAGAUAUGUGCCAUCAAACUUGCAGUAAAAAUGCACCAUUGUUCCAAUUAAUGAAAAAAACAUGUUAUGCAUUCAAGCAAAAAAGUAACUAGAUUGCCAGUGUAUUUUGUCUCGAACUUCUCAAGAAUUAAUAUCUCACGACUGGUGUCGUCCUGACAAUUUGUUCAAAGUAAAUGCAUAUGCCUUGUGAACCCACCGGCUACCAUUUGUAAAUUGCAAUAUGUGCCGUAACGCAAUUAGUAAAAAUGGAAGUGGCAAAUUUUUAAAAUUAUUGAUCAUAUAUUUCAAUUUUCCAAGCAAGUCAUAUCUGCGUUCCGAGUAAUCCAACACAAAGACCAGAAUUAUGCUACCAUGAUUUUAAGAAAUUUUUUUAUACCAGUCUAAAGAAACCUGGAGGAGCGGAGUAUAGUCGGGCAGAAAGUGGACACCCUACAGUCUUGCGUCCCGGCGCAGCCAACUUGACCGGCAACAUUCGGUGCACUGCGACAGUGCCGACAGGACAAUAGAACAUGCCUAUCUCACGCCGGGACGACUUGAUCAGGAUGCACCACGCACUAUCUUGGCUAUCCAAUGGCACUCUGGCCUUCAGUUCAGGUACACCGAGUUUGCACCUUCGCCAAAGAAAAAAAAAACUCGUUCACAAGCCACAAUCACUGCACCAUGCUAAACAAGACGCAAAUUUCCACUGCUCCUGGCAUCGAGGGCAUGACGUGUGGCCAGCCGCUGCCUGGCACAUUAGAUUAUAUGGGUGCCUUUAGUGUCGGCAGGUCACCACUCUCCACAGUCUGUUGCAGGUUCACUUUUGCAUGAAACUGUAGAGCAGUGGCAACGUGUUCUGAAUGGAUGUCUCCAUAACCACAUCCUGCAACUAACAAAAUGUGGUGUAUUGCAAGUGACAAUCCUUUCUCUCUCUCACCCUCAUCAAAUGCCUUUGGUUCACAAAAUUGUAGGCCUGAGCUAAGGAAGUGGAAGAUUGUGUCACAGUGCCUGUGGGAUGAGCACCCACGCACUAUGAAAACUGGUACUCCCAGCAUAAUUGCAACAUUCAGUCUCAAUGGCUAAGGUCAAGUUGAAGGAUGCAACAGUUUCAUGUUAUGUGCCCAUACAUUAACAGUGGAUGCAGACGGUUUCCUAGACGGGUCACUGGAGGAAAUUCCGGUGCUAGUAUCUAUGGGAGGUGCUAGUUCGACAGUUCAGCCAGCAGGGGGAAUGAUGGACAGUACAUGGAUUUGCCUAAACUUCCAGGUUUCUGGCUUCCAUUGUCUUGGCAAAUUGGCCAGUUUAUUGUGAUGGCAAUUAUAUGGACACUCCAGACACGUUUAACAUUAUGGUCAUGAUGUUACAUAUAAAGCCCAAAGGCAGUAACUAUCGCCAUGCACUGUAUGCUGUAUGUGCAAGAGAAAGUGUGAGGGUGAGCCAAUGGUCACAGCUCAAUCUCACGUGCGCAAGGCAGGAAAGCGGGGCAUUGUACUUAAGCAGCAACUGCAUAUGGCAUGAUUGCAUGAGCCUUAUCUUGAAAGCAAUCUGCUUUGGCGGCAGAGUCUACGUGGGCCGACUGCUCGUAGCUUUGCCUGUGCCAUGUUCUCGCCACUCAGUUUGCGUUGAAGCAAUAGACAGCAUGAAGGUCACUUCACUCGCUGCUGCUGCGGCACUCGCUCAUGCCAGCGUUUUGACAAUGUCUGCGGCCAUUAAGUGUGCAUGUUUGCCUGCGCGGGCUGACACCAUGCUGGUUAAUUUAGUUCGCAAGUAAGUAUUUACAAGUUUAUAUGUCCGACAAAACUACUAUCCUUAUUAUUACGGCUGUCUACUAAUUUGCUAUUGCAAUCGGAUGCUUCACCUUGAGAAACUGCGACUUUUUAAACAAAACAUUGCAGCAUAAGUGGUGCAUAAAACAUGGCCACGUCUCCAGAAUCACUUUCAGUGCGUACAGUUAGCUGCAGCAUAGCCUUUGGGAUCGGCUUGUUACCCAGAAAAAGCAAUUGCUGGGGCAUGGAUUUAGACACCACCUAUUAAUUUCACUAUGACUAUGCAUGGGUGCAGGAACUUGAUGCAUUUGCAAAAAUAUGAGCACUUGGAAAUUUGUAAAGCAUAAUAAACAAUGCAACAAGAAUGUCUGAAACCACAAGCAUGAAGAUUGGACAUCCAUGUACUUGCACAUUAUUCCCAUAGUAACCGAAGGUCAGCAUUGUCUGAGUUCCCUAUAGUGCUUAGGGAAUGUUUUGGGUACAGAGAUACUCCAUUUCACAAAUAGCAGAGAAGCCUAGUAAGACUUCUCUCGCUGUUCGCAUCUGCAACCAACGAAUAGUGCGUCACUUGUGUUAGACAGGUACGCAUCACAUAGUUUUACAUAACAUUGUCUUGUACUUGUGUUGCAGAAAUUGAGUAUCUUAAAUACCAACUGAGUGGAGCAAUACGUUUCACUGGCAACAAUGCAUCACGGCUAAAACAUAUGUUGUCUACUCGGAAGUACUAAGGUGCACAAAUAUCAAUUUGAUGUAAUCUUGUGUCCACAUGUUGUAAUACUACAUGAAGUACUUGUACUGCAGAAAGUGUCGCAAAUGAAGAACUAGCGUACUACCAACCGCACAAAGUGAAACUUGUAUGGCUGUACUACUUGUGUAGCACUGUCUGCUAACUAUGAAACAGAGUAUAGCAUGAGGCUUGAAAAUGGGGUGAACUUGUGUCCCUUCACUUGCAUAUUCAUGUUUCUACACACGGCUGCAACAUACCUCAUGCAAAUGCUCCGACAGAGCCUAUGGAUUUGUGGGCCAACUCUUCCACGUGUACUGUCAGAAGCGGUGAAGAAUGUCAGGUGGCAACAGCAGUUGGGCAGAGUAAAUGGUGCUAGUUGGGUGUCCCAAGGAUUUAUCAUCAUACUGGCUGUAUAUCGGUCCAACCAGUACUGAGCCAAUGGCCUUGCAUAGCCUGCCCAGACCAUGUGGCACAUUUUACUUGGCCCUAUUUGCAACACACAACACCAAUCACAUGAUCACUGAGGAAGGUGCAGAAAAUUUCACGCCAAGUAGUAAGCAGCAGAGCAAUACACAGUCACAAUCUUGGCUGUUUUGCUUUGCCACAGUGACAGUGAAAUUAGGCUUUUUCAUUCCACGGAACAAUUCGAUGUAUACGCUUUUUAUCAAGAAUUAUUUGCAUUAUCAAAUUUAAUGGUGGCUUACUUGGAACUGGACUUUCAUUCAUAUGUGCAAUUUAUAAGAGCUGCCCAGCAAACAUCGCCCUCAUUCCAGCUAUUGCCAUGAAAUAUUCCAAUCGCAUUGGUCCAAUUUUAUUGCUGCUUAUUUUGUCAUUUCGAAUGGUUCACUUGCAAAUUUAGAAUGGUGUUGGUCUCAUUCAGCCGUGUCAGCAUUUCAUAUAUUUGAUAUGCUAAGAAAUGUGCUGCUGGAGAGUUUCUACAGAUAUGCCCGUGCAAAACUUUUCGUGCUGCUACAAAAGAUAUCGGUUCGUGUCAUAUAGAGAAGGUGCAAGCUUAUGAUAAGCUUUCACUAGCCAUGUACUGAAGCACACUUGAAUGAUCCACGUGCGAUAGGAGUGGAAGAGUUUCCUUUUGUGCCCGUCAAAUGUCUUAUCUGCCUGUAAGCUAGCUCCUCCUAGGGCACUAAAUAUACAAGCUCCACACGUUACAUAAUUCAUUUUCAUACCUACCCCUCAGGUGAAGUUUUGCACUUUUGUGUUGGCCAUUUGGGUAGUUGCUGAAGUCCUGCCAUCUGAUCUCUCUAUAGUGGAACCCCUUUACGAGUUUUUUCAUGCUAUUUAGUGCCUGGUAAAAACUUGCCACACAACCUCUUAGUCACCUCAAUCUUCAACGGCUUUAUACCUAAGAAAACAUCCGAGGUUCUGCUGUGUGAAUUCUAUAUGGUCUUGUGUAACUUUCAUUGCUGUGUGGUUUCCCAGUGUCAAGAGUUUUUACAUAAGUGUGCAACAUGUAUUGCAAUUCUAUAAGUGUGCAACAUGUAUUGCAAUUCUCUUGUGAAGUUUGUGUUUUGUCAAAGUUCAGAUGUGUUUUAGCAUGUGAACUGUCAUUUCACAAGUGCCAAUGGGUAAAUUAUUUGACAAAAGGCUAGACCUGCACUGCCGCCACUUCAGUGCAGUCAAAGAACAAUAAAUGGUUAAUGAUGGGAA